This is a messenger RNA of Bufo bufo (common toad), 2267 nucleotides long. It is a transcript of the gene FJX1, whose product is annotated as four-jointed box kinase 1. The coding region runs from base 468 to 1643 and encodes 391 amino acids. NCBI's taxonomy places the organism in Eukaryota, Metazoa, Chordata, Amphibia, Anura, Bufonidae. The record is from RefSeq and is a predicted model, not a curated record. Gene Ontology annotation, biological process: cell-cell signaling. The transcript has a single exon.
UGCAAAGCCUAAUGCUUCUCACCACAGAUAAGAGGCAGCGAGGCGCAGAGGCUGCAUGCUGAUCCCUCAGCGCGCCCUGCAUGCUGUCUGCACCACCUCUAUAGGUGGCUCAACACCAGGAACUGACUGCAACUUUCUAGGAACUGGGAGACCCUGGCUGGCACGAGGGUCUCAUCCUCAGAAGACAAAGCCCCCGGCAUGUGCUGCGCACAGGACACAAUGGGCUGCGUGUAGUUGUCCGCCAGUUCAUCAUCCAGCAAUGUGCCCGCUGUGGGAUCUUCAGCACUUUACUCCAGGACACAAAGAACUGGCCACAAAAGGAGAAAAGGACCAAAUACUAACCCUUGGGAUCUGCCUGGAGAAAACUGGACAGAGAUUGAGAGGAUGCACCCAGGGAGUAUUAGCGCUGCACCCUGAGGGUGCCUGUGGAUUUUCCAGGCGCUGUGAAUAGGGUUUUUUAUUCCAGGAUGAAAGCAGCUGUGGCUCUGAUUAUUUCGGGAGUCUUGCUCCUGGUGGGGGGUAUUUACUGGGUAUGGAAAGACCCUCACCCAACUGAUCACCCUGGAUAUCUCCCCCAAAGGGCACCCAGAGCUUUGCGCCUCCCUGCGCUCUCUCCGCAGACACCCCCAGCAACUGAGGCUCACCCGUCAGAAUCAGAACAUAGAACUACUGCAUAUGGGCACACCGAUGAAGGGAACCACUCACAGACCUUUACCCCUCUGGAGCAAGGGAUCUUCUGGGCUCGGGCACUGGAGAGGGCACUGCCCCAGGGCUUCUCAGAUGAGUACACUUUACACUGGCAGGAGUUUGCCCGGACAGCGAGCAUUGUGUCAAUGGAGAAGGGUUGUGGGCGAAGCACUAACAGAUUGGUGACUCUAUCCGAUGGGAGUCGGGCAUGUGUACGCUAUGGGAUUAACCCAGAGCAGAUCCAGGGAGAGGUCCUCUCUUUCUACCUUUCUCGCCUUUUGGGAUUGCACACUGUGCCGCCUUGUGUUCUUUCUAAAGUGGGUGGCUCUCAAUGGGCACCAGUACAAGCUGAACUGGGGGGCACAGGAUGGACGUCAGGGUCACUGGUCACCCUCACCCCUUGGCUGCACAAUCUAAGCUCAGUGUUGCCACCUCCAGCCCUUCGUGCCGAGGAUGGCAGGUUGCUCCCCUUACGCGAGGAACUGCACUCAGGUCACGCAGGGGUGGUGGAGCUGGCGCAAUGGGGGGAUCUCAUUCUCUUUGAUUAUCUGACUGCCAACUUUGACAGACUGGUGAGCAAUCUCUUCAGUCUCCAAUGGGAUUCACGUGUCAUGCUGCGAGGAACGAACAAUCUACACCGCACCCCGGAUGGGACCCUGGUACUACUGGAUAACGAGGCCGGAUUGGUCCACGGAUACCGCCUGCGGGACACUUGGGACAAAUACAACGGGCAGCUCUUAAGCACGGUGUGUCUGUUCCGCAGGGGCGUGGUCAGGCGACUGCGGGAACUGUAUUUGGGGCGGAAAGCGGCUGAGGAGCUGCACGCGCUUUACAUAUCCAGCGAGCCCAUGGCUGCGGAUCUAGGCUUACUGACUGAGCAAGAGGCGCAGAUCUUGCAGGAUAGGGUGGGGGUAAUAUAUAGACAUGUACAGACCUGCCAAGGCAAGUACAGCUGAUAAAGGGUUAACUGGAACCCAAGAGAGCCAGAUACCAGUUGGGCCAGUGCCAGGUGCAGGGCAGUACUGGGAGACACGGGGGAAACCAAAGGGUCUUCUGGUGUAGGCUAUAGAGCUAAAGGGUCUGGUCUUCAGACGGGCAAAUACUACUGAUUCUAGGGCCGUGGUCUCCAGCCUUGGGCUCUCCAGCUGUUCUGAAACUACAACUCGCCACAUGGUGGGAGUUGUAGUUUUGCAGCAGCUGGAAAGCCACCGUUUGGAGACCACUUUCCCAGCCAUGGGGAUGGAAAUGAUAUUUCUAAUAUUUCAGGGACUAAAACUCAACAUGUUUAAGCUACUAACGACAUUGACAAUUGUCUAGGAGGCUGUUCUGACCAGGCUGAUAACAGAGGACAACAGCUCGCUGUCAGCCCCAUAGCAAUGAUGUCAACCACUCUCCAGGUAUUGAGGUGCAUCUUUAUAUAAGGAAACUUUUGUAUCAGGAGUGUGGCCCUUUAAGGCGACCAGGGGUGAUGGUGGGUUUGAUGUUGUAAAUACGGGGGAGCGGAAAUAUUUAUCAGGAAUGGAUCUUAUUCCCCACCAGCUGUAAAAGAAAUGAGGGACCAAAUAAAUUCCGUCACGAAG